This is a messenger RNA of Pocillopora verrucosa, 1930 nucleotides long. Lineage: Eukaryota; Metazoa; Cnidaria; Anthozoa; Scleractinia; Pocilloporidae. The record is from RefSeq and is a predicted model, not a curated record.
CCUCGGAAAUCUAUCUGGAUCGCUUGGUGAAUACGACGAGGCAGAAGAUUACUUAGAGAAGGCUCGCUCCAUAAGCAGUGGAAUUGGAGACAUAAUGACUGAGUUUAAAAGCCUUCUCAGCAUCACACAGUUAAAGGUAUCGCAAUCACAGGUUGUGGAGGCAAAGGAACAUCUCCUUCAAUGUAUUGGAAAAUAUGAACAAUUGAGGAGUUUUCUUAAAGGAAACAAAGAGUUUGAAAUAUCUCUGUUAGAAGAGCACGGUAGUUUUCCUUAUCACUUGCUCACUACUUUGCUUUGCGAUACUGGCAAAUUUCAAGACGCUCUUUAUGUCGAGGAGCUGGGACGAGCGAGAGUCCUCGUAGAAUGCAUGGCAGAGAAGUUCUCCGUUGAAAGCCACAUCUCGGCUGAUCCAAAAUUAUGGUUCGGGAUUGAACACAUCGUGAAAAAGGAGAGUAACUGUGUCUUUUUGUACAUUUUGUAUACUGAGCGGCAUGUUUGUCUCUGGGUUUUGAAAGCAAAUGGAGACAUUUCCUUUCGAGUCACCGACCAAGUGAAAGACAGCACUCUCAUUCCUGAGAAUGUUUGCAACGUGGAGGGAAUUUUUAAAAAGAGCGCCGCCAGCUUUGGCGUUUUACCCAAAGCGAAUUGCGAAGAUCGAUCUUUGGAUGGCAACGUAACGACAUCUCUUUUUGAAGAGAGCCGAGCAACUUUGCGCGGUGACGAAAGCAAAGAAACCGAAAGAAUUCAUCAUUUGUGUUACAAAUGGAUCAUCGCUCCUGUGGUAGAUUUACUUACAGAGCCUGAAAUCAUCAUUGUGCCGUAUCGUUUCUCGUAUCGAGUCCCAUUUGCUGCCUUGCGUGAUGAAUCAGCCGGAAAGUAUCUAUCAGAGACUUACAGAAUCCGUAUCGUCCCUUCUCUGACGACCCUCCGGCUCAUUCAAGAUUGUCCAGCGGAUUAUCACAGUGAAACUGGUGCACUUGUAGUGGGUGAUCCUACGGUUGGCCAGGUGUAUUACAAUGGACGUGUCGCUAACUUUGUACCAUUGUUCUGUGCUAGAAAGGAAGCAGAGAUGGUUGGUCGACUGCUGGGAGUUCAGCCUUUGUUAGGAGAGUCUGCAACUAAGCAGGCAGUGCUUCAAGCGAUACCUUCAGUGAGUCUCAUACAUAUUGCCGCUCAUGGAAAUGCCGAAAGAGGAGAGAUUGCCCUGUCGCCUAAAUGUCCUAAAUGUACCACCAACAGUUUUCCACAAGAAGAAGACUACCUCUUGACAAUGUCCGACAUUUUCGGAGCUCAAGUGCGAGCAAAACUGGUUGUAUUGAGCUGUUGUCACAGUGCGCGUGGAUUGGUCAAAGCCGAAGGAGUUCUUGGAAUCGCUCGUGCAUUCUUAGCAUCCGGUGCACGUUCAGUGUUGGUAGCAUCGUGGGCCAUAGAAGACGAAGCAACGGAGCAGCUCAUGAAUCAUUUCUACAAGCACCUUGUUCGUGGAGAAAGUGCCAGUGAAUCUCUUCACCAGGCCGUAAAAUGGUUGAGAAGCAACGGCUUUCCCAAACCCAAUCAGUGGGCUCCAUUUGUGCUGAUGGGAGACAACGUGACAUUUGAUUUUACGUACAUUGGGAAAGAGGAACACAAGGAGGAAAACAAUGAAGCAGAGAAGAAACAGAGUAACAACUGAUCCUGCACAAAGAUUAUCUUUCCUGCACAUUGUUUUUGAAUGGACACUGGUAUUAGUUUGAGCAGACAUUUUUCAUUUUAUUGGGGUCUGGGCAGAAAUUUUUCAUUUUGUUUUAGUUAAAGGGUUAUUUUUGAAUGCUUUUGUAAAUAAGGCUGAAUCAAAAGCUUGUGACACUGAAAGCUGCAUUUCAGCCGUCAGACCUAUUAAGGGGACUAUAAUGAAUUGGGAUGAAAAAUUGAAAGCAUGAAAUUAACUUAA